This is a messenger RNA of Gekko japonicus, 4468 nucleotides long. It is a transcript of the gene PTPRC, whose product is annotated as protein tyrosine phosphatase, receptor type C. NCBI's taxonomy places the organism in Eukaryota, Metazoa, Chordata, Lepidosauria, Squamata, Gekkonidae. Gene Ontology annotation, molecular function: protein binding; protein tyrosine phosphatase activity. The transcript is spliced from 28 exons. The record is from RefSeq and is a predicted model, not a curated record. Gene Ontology annotation, biological process: positive regulation of peptidyl-tyrosine phosphorylation; protein dephosphorylation; negative regulation of protein kinase activity. Bases 90 to 3359 code for a protein of 1089 amino acids.
AAUCGACACAGAGAUAACACUUAUUUUGCUUUCCAGAGACAGACACACAUGCUGUUUUGUAAGGAUACUUCUGAUACCUGGAUAUAACCAUGUUUUUGUGGUUUAAAGUCUUGGUGUUUGGCUUGGCCCUUGUGGACACGGACGCUGUCGAUAACGUGACAACACCACCAGAAACAACAUAUCAUGCUAAAGUUGAUGAUCUGAAAAAUGCUUCCUCCAUGCAACCCACCAAACCAUCCACUGGCAUUUCAGCAAGCACCUCUCAGACUCCCUCAGACAUCACCACAACCACAAUAGAACCCGCUACUACUCCCAAGGACUGCAGUACUUAUAAUUUUUCAGUGGUGAACUAUACAUUUGAUAGUUACUCUGUCAAUGCAAAAGUUGCUGGGACACACCUUUCUGAGUUGCAAUAUGUGCACUCCUGUGACGGCUGUCAAUGGAAUAAGAAUAAUGAAACGGUUUCUGGACUUCAAGACUGCAGAUCUUACAAAAUACAUGGACAUUUUCUUAAGUGUGAAAACUCCGAAUUCAUUCAAAUCAGUAAAGUUCCCCCUGUUGGAAGCAGUUUGAGUGCAACCAGUGUCACUGACUCCACUAUCACCUUACUGUGGAAUACUCCACAAGACUGUAAUUCAAAAUAUACAUACUGCUGUCAUUCCGGUGCACAGAAUACAGAUUGCACUGGAAGGAGUAUUGAUGAACCUCACAAAGAAAUCUCAGUUUUAGCACCCAACACCAAUUAUAGUUGCAAAUCAGAAAUAUUUUUUGAAAACAAGAUGGUGAACAGCAAAACUAUUUAUAUAAAGACAGAUUUUGGAAAGCCAGGGCAACCUGAAAUUGUUAACGUCACAACAUUUUCAAGACAGAUUUCAAUCCACUGGCAGAAGCCAAGCAAUGAACAGAAUGGUCCUAUUCAUGGCUACAAGGUCCAUAUCAGAUAUCCUCAAGAUGAACCGGAAGAUGUUUACUUGAACACCAGUAAGCUUUGGAAUGGAUUAACGCCUUUCACAAAUUACAAUGUAUCGGUAUGGGCAUAUACUUUGAACAGCCAUAAGGUCAAAAUUGAUGGGGAGCAAUAUGUCAAACUCAUUCAAACGGAUGCAGAAAAACCAUCAGAUCUGGAAAGCCCAGUUGCUUUCGUACGAGGAAAAAACAAUGAGGUUCGGGUUAAAUGUUCAGGACCAAACAUGUUAAAUGGACCUAACAAAACUUAUAUACUGCAGUGGGAUGGUUACCUGAAGCAAAAUGACUCAUGCAACUUUGAUUUAAGCCUUUUCUUCCUGACAACAUACAACUUUACAAUUAUUGUUUCAAAUGGACGCUUUCAGUCAAAACCAAUUUAUAUUGGAAUAACAACCAGCUUCUACGACCUCAACAAAGAGAAAUCAAGAGAUUCAAAUGAAUCUAUGAGGCUUGUUGCGCCAGAUGAUGACAAGCAACUGAUGAAUAUAGAGCCAAUUCCUGCAGAGUUGUUAUGGGAAAGCUAUAAAAGAAAGAUAGCAGAUGAAGGAAGACUUUUCCUGGAUGAAUUUCAGAGCAUUCCCAGAGUUUUCAGUAAAUUUUCUAUAAGAGAUGCACGCAAACCGUACAAUCAGAACAAGAACCGCUAUGUCGAUAUCCUCCCUUAUGACUAUAACCGUGUGGAGCUCUCUUCAAUCAUCAGUGAUCCAGGUUCCGAAUACAUAAAUGCCAGCCAUAUUGAUGGUUUCAAAGAACCGAGAAAAUACAUUGCUGCCCAAGGUCCCAAAGAUGAGACAAUGGAUGAUUUCUGGAGAAUGAUCUGGGAGCAAAAGGCAACAGUUAUUGUCAUGGUGACUCGCUGUGAAGAAGGAAACAGGAACAAAUGUGCCAAAUACUGGCCUUCCAUGGAGGAAGAGACUGCCUAUUAUGGGGACAUUGUCGUAAAGAUAAGUGACUGCAAAGUGUGUCCUGACUACAUUAUUCGGAAGCUGCAUAUCACAAAUGCAAUUGUCCGUCUUUACCAUCUUGUCAGUGCUGGUGUUGGGCGCACUGGAACCUAUAUUGGAAUUGAUGCCAUGCUAGAGGGACUGGAGACUGAAGGAAGAGUGGACGUUUACGGCUAUGUUGUAAAGUUACGACGGCAGCGAUGCCUCAUGGUUCAAGUGGAGACACAGUACAUCUUGAUCCAUCAAGCUUUGGUUGAGUAUGUCCAGUACGGUGAGACAGAAGUCAGCAUCCCAGAACUGCACAACUACCUUAAUAACUUGAAGAAAAGUUAUCCUCUCAACGACCCCUCUCUUUUGGAAGCAGAAUUCCAGAGGCUGCCUUCAUAUAAGAACUGGCAGACACAGAGAGCUGGCAACAGAGAGGAAAAUAAAAGUAAAAACCGGAGCUCGGUUAUUCCAUAUGACUAUAACAGAGUAUUAUUCAAACAUGAAGAGGAGGGGAAGAGGGAGACUGAACUUGAUUCCAAUGACUCUUCAGAUGAGGACAGUGACUGUGAGGAGUCCGACAAGUAUAUCAAUGCUUCCUACAUAAGUGGCUACUGGCUUCAAAAUGCAAUGAUAGCAACACAAGGGCCGCUGCUGGAAACCAUUAGUGACUUCUGGUCCAUGAUCUACCAGAGAAAAGUGAAAGUUAUUGCUAUGCUGACUGAGCUGAAAGAUGACACUCAAGAACUAUGUGCACAAUAUUGGGGGGAAGGAAAACAGACCUAUGAUAAUCUCACUGUUGAACUGAAAUACACCAACUGUUGUUCUGGCUAUACCCUUAAUCUCUUUGAUGUAACACACGUGAAGAGGAAAGAAACCCGAGAAGUGUUUCAGUAUCAGUAUCACAAUUGGAAAGCCUUUGGUCACCCUGAAUCUCCCCAAGACUUUAUCACCAUGAUUCAGAGCCUCAGACAGAAGCUUCCAGCACCACCUAUAUCAGCUGAAGCAAAUAUGUACAACAAGAAUGUCCCACUCGUCAUUCACUGCGGUGAUGGUUCCCAGAAAACAGGAAUAUUUUGUGCCUUGCUGAAUCUCCUGGAUAGCGCAGACACGGAAGGUGUAAUAGAUGUUUUCCAAGUUGUGAAAUCUCUUCGUAAAGCCAGGCCAGGAAUGGUAUCCACUUUUGAAGAUUACCAGUUUCUUUAUGAUACAGUUGCUAGGGUGUAUCCUGCCCAGAAUGGACAACUGCUAAAAAGCAAAUCCCAAGAACACAAAGUUAAUAUUCACAAUGAGUCAGAGGAAGAAGAGAACGCCAACUCUAGUACAAAGGAUGUCUGCAUUCUGGUUCAAGAAAAUGAGAAUGAUGUGAAGUUGGAGGAUGAUUCCAAAGUCACGGCAGACUCUAGGGAAGGAGAAAGUGCUUUGAAUGGACCCACCACUCCAGUUUUAACUGAAACAGCCUAGAAACACUUUGAACGUUUCCAGUUAAAACAUCUGCACAGGCCAUGGUGAAUUAAGAAGCGUACAUUAAGAACAUGAGAGAUGUUUCCUUUAGAUUCCUAAUCUGUUUUUCCUCCUUUUGUCAAGAGGCUUUGUACAAAUCCUGAAGUUUCAUGGAACAGGUUAUUUGUUUAUAGUUAUAGCACACUGUGAAGUGUGUGUGUUUACGUGUGCAGAAUGGUGUCUUUCAUUGUUGGUGAAAAUGUAUCUUCUCUACAAAAUGUAGAACACAGAGCUAUGAAAAAACAGUAUAUAACUGAGAAACAGGGGGGGAAGUCAAAUGCUUCCUUGUAAUAUUUAAAAAUAAGAAAUAUUAUCACUAGAACAUCUUAGAUACAUUUCAUCCAUUGUAUCAGCUUAGGUAUACAGAAUGGGACCCCAAGCACAGAUCAACUAUACCUGUACCAGGAUUCAAAACAUAGUGCAGCUACUUCUGGAACCUAAGAGGGGAUUUUAGAUAUCAUGCAACUCUGCAACAUAACAUACAAUUUAGAAAAUGGAAGAAAUUAGUGAUGAUGUGGCAUGAAGGUGAACUAUUCAUUUUUUAAAGGCAGAACUCCCACUGGACAUGCCCAAGUCUUUGGACAUGCCUAACAUUGGUUCCCAACCACAGUUAUUUACAUGUUCAUUUUUUAGCCCCUAAGAGGGAAAAAUACAAGAAUUAUCCCUGAUUGAACAUUUCAGCUGGUAGGACUAUUGUAAAUACAGAACACACAGUGAACAGGAAACAUUCCUUGACAUUGGUGAAUCGAACAGCCUGCAGAGUGUUACAAACGUUUUGAAGCCCACACAGGUCCCUGAAAGGACUGUAAAAAUCAGCAGUAUUCAUCAAGUAUUCUAUAAGCGAAGACUGGAAUCAGAUGCACAGGAACAAUGAAAUCAAGCAAUGGACAGUAGUGGUACAAAAUCAAGCCAAAAGUUAAGAUCUGCAUUUCUCAAACUGUCCUUGAGAUGUCACUAUCUUCCCAGAAAUUCACCCAGCAGUUUUAUUCUGGAUCAUCAAGAAGUACUAAAUAUUUUGCAAAAUGCAGGUUGAAAUAUUACUCAGUUGACAUUUUGAAUUCACAUGUUAU